Molecule: messenger RNA, 1298 nt
Organism: Cotesia congregata
Lineage: Eukaryota; Metazoa; Arthropoda; Insecta; Hymenoptera; Braconidae
Source: the annotation of a GenBank genome assembly
AUGGCGAAAGAUGAAGGUGAUGAUUUACUGCCCGACAAAGAUGCUGCUAAAGGAUUUUACGCCAAGUAUGAACCCAAAGAAAUUCUCGGAAGAGGAAUAUCCUCGACUGUGAGGAGAUGCAUUGAAAAGGAAACAGGAAUUGAGUAUGCUGCUAAAAUAAUAGACAUUAGCAAUGAAACUCAUGAUGGUGCUGAAGGUCACACGAUGAAAGAAGCCACUUUGCAAGAAGUUAAUAUUCUAAGACGGGUUGCAGGACAUCGUUAUAUAAUUGAACUACACGAUGUAUUUGAAUCAAGUACAUUUAUAUUUUUAAUAUUCGAACUGUGUAAAAAUGGAGAAUUGUUUGAUUACUUAACAUCUGUUGUAACGCUAUCGGAAAAAAAAACUCGUUAUAUUAUGCGGCAAGUAUUUGAAGCUGUUUUACAUAUUCAUAAUCAAAGCAUUGUUCAUCGUGAUUUGAAACCUGAAAAUAUUUUGCUGGAUGACAAUCUUAAUGUUAAAGUCACGGAUUUUGGCUUCGCAAGAAUUUUAAAGCCUGGAGAUAAAUUAUUUGCUAAAAUUUUAAUAACUUCACGGAAAGAACAAGAAGACACUAUUUAUGCGGAACUCCUGGAUACUUGGCGCCGGAAGUAUUAAAAUGUAACAUGUUUGAAAACGCGGAGGGUUACGGAUGUGAAGUCGACGUAUGGUCAUGUGGUGUAAUAAUGUUUACAUUAUUAGUAGGAUGCCCGCCGUUUUGGCACCGCAAGCAAAUGGUAAUGCUCCGAAAUAUUAUGGAAGGUAAAUAUUCGUUCACGUCCCCAGAGUGGGCAGACAUUACCGAAGCUCCCAAAGAUUUAAUAAGGAAAUUGCUGGUCGUCGAUCCUACCAAGCGUUUGACGAUAAGAGAAGCGCUUGACCAUCCCUUCUUCCACACCGUGCUAUGGGACCAAGACAUUGCACCUCUCAAGCGUUCUCUAUCUUCUAACUCGCGACGUCUUAGUAGGAUUUCUCAAUUAGCUUUGGAAUUAAAAGCUAAAUCGUUCAACGCACGGAAGAGAUUUCAAUUGGCUGUUCUUUGUGUACGUGCUGUAGUACGUAUCAGGAGACUUCACACAACUCCAGAGCCUCUGUCUACAUUGAUUGCCCGAGAAGAUCCCUACAGAAUUAAAGUUUUGAGAAAGGUAAUAGACGGAUGCGCCUUUAGAGUGUACGGUCAUUGGGUGAAAAAAGGCGAAGGACAAAACCGAGCAGCCCUUUUCGAAAACACAGCAAAGACGGAACUGAAGCAUCUAUAUGUCAGUAAUUUAAGUAGAUAG